CUCCCACUCCCAUCCCAAAUCCGCCGCUUUUGGAUCGAUUGCUGUGAGAGAGAGAGAGAGAGAGAGAAGAGGGGUUUGGUGAUGGCGGAGGACUGCUCGGUGCUCGAUCCGUGGUUGUAUCACUCGGAGUCGGCGUGGAUGAGCGAGGCCUUUGCCAGGGACAACGAGGCGCUCACCCGCGCCCUCCAGAUCUCGCUCUCGGACACUUCUUCCUCCGGCGGAGCCACCACCAGUACCCCCGCCGCCUCCCCCGCCACCUCCUCCUCCUCCCCUUUCCUCCUCCACCAGAACCGCCAGCUCGCCCCCUCUGCCGCGCCCAUCCAGCCGCGGAACCGCCCGCUCGGCCCUGCCUCCGGGGCACGAGUCGCCAAGCGCAGGUCGCGCGCCUCGAAGCGAUCGCCCACGACCUACAUCAACGCCGACCCGGCCAACUUCCGGGAGAUGGUGCAGCGCGUCACCGGCAUCCAGGUGGUCGGGAAUCAGCCGCCCGCUUCCGACGCGUUGGUCAAGCCGGAGCCGAUCCGGGCCGCGCCGGGCUCCCGCGCGGCCCUGCAGCAGCUCUGCCUGCCCACGCUCGACACCUCGGCGCUCUUGCUGGCCAACGGCGUCGGUUCGCUCGGUGCGUCGUUGGAAUUCCCGGCUUUCGACGCCGACGUGGCAUUCUCGCCGGCCUUCCCCACCCUCGAGUCGUGGGGAAUCAUGUAACGGACGUUACAUGCUGUUUACCUCCUUUAUUUUUCACUUCCUUCGUUCAAAACACCAAAAACAAAAAACCAAAAAAAAAAAAAAUGCUGUGUGUACUUUUUAACCGACUCCUGGUAAUGUGCAGUGGGGUUUAGCAAUCAAUCACGUACUUGAUGUAGCAUUGGGUGAUCAAUAGUGAUUGGUUAAUAAUAACAA
Molecule: messenger RNA, 900 nt
Organism: Zingiber officinale
Lineage: Eukaryota; Viridiplantae; Streptophyta; Magnoliopsida; Zingiberales; Zingiberaceae
Product: calmodulin-binding protein 25-like
Exons: 1
Coding region: 82-705 (207 amino acids)
Biological process (GO): response to osmotic stress
Cellular component (GO): nucleus
Molecular function (GO): calmodulin binding
Source: RefSeq, a predicted model, not a curated record